Molecule: messenger RNA, 678 nt
Organism: Episyrphus balteatus (marmalade hoverfly)
Lineage: Eukaryota; Metazoa; Arthropoda; Insecta; Diptera; Syrphidae
Product: protein obstructor-E-like
Exons: 1
Coding region: 1-678 (225 amino acids)
Cellular component (GO): extracellular region
Molecular function (GO): chitin binding
Source: RefSeq, a predicted model, not a curated record
AUGGAAAGAAUUUCAAGAAAUACCAAAUCAAUAACUUACAACAUUUCCAAAAUUUUCAUUUCAGUAUGUACUGCUUUAGAUUGCAAGGAAAAGGAUGGCAAAUAUGCUUCUCCAGAUCAAUGUGAUGCCUAUAUUCAAUGCAUUGAUGGCGUUGCCGAAGAAAAACUCUGUCCCGAUGGUUUGCUCUUCACUCAACUUUCCGAACACAAAGGUGACUGCACUUACAAGCCAUUCUCAUCAUGUGUUGAGCCAAGAACCCGACUUCAACCAGCUAAUGCCAGCGAUGAGUGCCCUCGUCAGUUUGGAUUUUUCAAGCUAGGUGAUGCUGCACAUUGUGAUACCUACAAAAAUUGUGCCCAUGGUGUUGCUACAUUGUCAAAAUGCCAAGAGGGAUUGGCAUUCAAUUCGGACACUUAUCAAUGCGGUUACCCUGAUUUGGUAGAUGACUGUGAUGCUGAAGCAUUUUUGGGCUUCACUUGUCCACCUGUGGAAAAGACUGAGGAUGAAAUUGAAGCUGGAUUAGUAGAAUUUGUGCGUUCAUAUCAAAGUCCAGAAAACUGUCGUAAAUAUUUUAUUUGCACAAAUGAAGUUCCAAGAUUGUAUUCGUGUCACAAGGGUAUGGCUUUCAAUGAAGAAACUGGAUUGUGUGACUUCCGUGACCACGUACCAGGUUGUUAA